AUGUCGACAACUCAAGAUCCUCUGGACGGUAUCUCAGGGGAGCUUGCAAACCACCGAGACGGGCUCAAAGCGGUGCUGUUCAUCUUCAGCGCCAUUUCCUUCUACAAUGUGGUUGAGCUGGUCGUCCUCGUGCUCUCGACUUUCCGCCGCUGGCGGGGCCUGUAUUUCUGGAGCCUGCUCCUCUCCGGAUGUUUCGGGGUGGUCCCAUACUCGCUGGGGUUCCUGCUCAAAUUCUUCACCUCCGCCAACUCCACCUUAUCCGUCACGAUGCUCAGCAUCGGCUGGUGGACGAUGGUCACCGGCCAGGCCUUCGUCCUGUACUCGCGCCUGCAUCUUGUCCUGCGCGACGAGCGGGUCCUGCGCCGCGUGCUGGUGAUGAUCAUCGCAAACGUCUUCCUACUACACAUCCCCACCACGGUCCUGACGUACGGGUCCAACGUCGUCGACCGCUCGCCCGUCUUCGUCCAGGGUUACAACAUCAUGGAGAAGCUGCAGAUGACCGGCUUCACGAUCCAGGAGGUGGUCAUCUCGAGCCUGUAUGUCUGGGAGACGGUGAAGCUGCUCCGGCUUGGCUCGGACAAGGACAAGCAGCGCAUCAUGUACCAGCUCGUCGGCAUCAAUAUCAUCAUCGUCCUGAUGGAUAUGGCUCUGCUGGGCCUCGAGUACGCCAGCUACUACGCCGUCCAGAUCACACUCAAGGGCGCGAUCUACAGCCUCAAGCUGAAGCUGGAAUUCGCGGUCCUCGGCAGGCUCGUCGACGUGAUCCAUGGGAAUAGACGGCCCAUUAUGGUCAGGGAUUCCGUGCAUCUCUGUUCGUUGGAGUUUCAUGCCGGUCCAAAUGACAGGGGUAACCAAGCCGGUGUAAUGGGGGAUGGGAAUAUCUGUGAGAUCUCGGCCAACAAUGCCGCCGGGAAUAGAAAGGUCCAGACGGCCACCGCGGAACAUUUCGAGGGGCGGAUCCCGGACGGGAAGAUACUCGCAAUGACCGAGUUUUCCACUUGGAUCGAGCGACGGCCGCGCGGAGGUGACGGUCAGCGAAUGGUUUGA
Messenger RNA from Aspergillus clavatus NRRL 1, 1047 nucleotides. RefSeq lists its product as uncharacterized. The coding region runs from base 1 to 1047 and encodes 348 amino acids. The transcript has a single exon. Lineage: Eukaryota; Fungi; Ascomycota; Eurotiomycetes; Eurotiales; Aspergillaceae. The record is from RefSeq and is a predicted model, not a curated record.